Messenger RNA from Austrofundulus limnaeus, 6127 nucleotides. RefSeq names its product gephyrin a (gene gphna). The record is from RefSeq and is a predicted model, not a curated record. Gene Ontology annotation, biological process: Mo-molybdopterin cofactor biosynthetic process; postsynaptic neurotransmitter receptor diffusion trapping; establishment of synaptic specificity at neuromuscular junction. The transcript has 23 exons. Gene Ontology annotation, cellular component: cytosol; postsynaptic membrane; cytoplasm. Gene Ontology annotation, molecular function: molybdopterin molybdotransferase activity. Lineage: Eukaryota; Metazoa; Chordata; Actinopteri; Cyprinodontiformes; Rivulidae. The coding region runs from base 219 to 2567 and encodes 782 amino acids.
UACGUCUCACAUUUGUUUGGGUGGGUGAGCUAAGUUUUGCAGUGGGUGUCUGAUCACCUGGAGGUCGUUCCCUCCAAAGGACACCGGUGCAUGUUUGCACAGACCGGGGUCAUCCUCCGGAGGCGCAGCAGCAGCAGCAGCCAGCCGCCGCAGCGGGCUGCUCACCGACACACGGACUCUACGUAUGAGCCGUCACGGUGCAGACAGGGGUUGUAAACAUGGCGGCGGACGGGAUGGUGCUCACCAACCACGACCAUCAGACCCGUGUGGGGAUUCUGACGGUCAGUGACAGCUGCUACAAGAACCUGGCCGAAGACCGGAGCGGGGUCAACCUGAAGGACCUGGUCCACGAUCCCUCGCUACUUGGAGGGGUCAUAUCGGCCUACAAAAUAGUCCCGGAUGAGAUCGAAGAAAUCAAGGACACUCUUCUGGAGUGGUGUGAUGAACAGGAGCUGAAUCUUAUCCUCACUACCGGAGGAACUGGGUUUGCACCACGAGAUGUUACACCAGAGGCCACCAGAGAGGUGAUCGAGCGAGAGGCCCCAGGGAUGGCUCUGGCCAUGCUGAUGGGAUCACUCAACGUUACGCCUCUUGGCAUGCUGUCCAGACCUGUUUGUGGUAUUCGUGGUAAAACUCUGAUCAUCAACCUUCCGGGCAGCAAGAAAGGCUCACAGGAGUGUUUCCAGUUCAUCCUGCCGGCUCUGCCGCACGCCAUCGACCUGCUGCGCGAGGCCUCCGUCCGGAUCAAGUCCACACACGCCGCCCUGGAGCAGCUGCCCUCGCCGUCCGCGCUGCUGACCAACAUGCACGCCAACACCAACGCCAACACGCACACCAUGGAGCGUGGCACCCAGUGCGAGGAAGAGGACGAGGAAGAGGAGGACAGGAGGAGGGGGCGGCACAACCACCACCACCACCACCACCACCAGCACGGCUCCUCCCACAUCACCGCGGCUGCCAUCGCCGCCAAGACGAGCCAUGCUGCGCUCAUGGCUAAAGGAACUCCCUACCUGCCUGGAAACACACCCACCCCUCCCGCUCAUUUCACCUGUUCUCAUGAGCACCAGAUCCCGGACUCGAUCAUUUCUCGAGGCGUUCAGGUGCUUCCUCGAGAUUCUGCCUCUUUAAGCUCCACCCCCUCCGAGUCACCGCGGGCAACACAGGCAACGUCCCGCCUUUCCACCGCCUCAUGCCCGACACCUAAGGUUCAGUCACGCUGCGGCAGCAACGAGAACAUCCUGAGAGCCAGCCACAGCGCCGUCGACAUCAGGAAGGUGGCGCGUCGUCACCGCAUGUCACCCUUCCCGCUGACAUCUAUGGACAAAGCUUUCAUCACUGUUCUGGAGAUGACGCCUAUUCUGGGAAUUGAAGUCAUUAACUACAGAGUUCUGUUCGCCGCAGACGGGUUGGGUCGGGUGCUCGCUCAGGACAUCUAUGCCAAAGACAACCUUCCUCCGUUUCCCGCCUCCGUUAAGGACGGCUACGCUGUUCGAGCUGCUGACGGCCCGGGAGAUCGGUUCAUUGUGGGGGAGUCUCAGGCUGGACAGCAGCCCACCCACWCCGUGAUGCCAGGUCAGGUGAUGAGGGUGACGACAGGUGCUCCGAUCCCCUGCGGCGCCGAUGCCGUGGUCCAGGUGGAGGAUACGGAGCUGCUGAGGGAGUCUGAGGAUGGAACAGAGGAGCUGGAGGUGAGGAUUAUGGUCCAGGCUCGACCCGGACAGGAUAUCAGGCCGAUCGGUCACGACAUCCGGCGAGGGGAGUGUGUGCUGGCUAAAGGGACACACAUGGGCCCUUCUGAGAUCGGCCUGCUGGCCACAGUGGGAGUGACGGAGGUCAGCGUGCACAAAUUCCCCGUGGUGGCCGUCAUGUCCACGGGAAAUGAGCUGUUGAAUCCAGAGGACGAUCUCCAUCCUGGAAAGAUCAGAGACUCAAACCGGUCCACUCUUCUGGCCACCAUCCAGGAGCACGGAUACCCCACCAUCAACCUGGGCAUCGUUGGAGACAACCCUGACGACCUGCUCUCCGCUCUACACGAGGGAAUCAGCCGCGCUGAUGUCAUCAUCACCUCAGGGGGCGUGUCCAUGGGGGAGAAGGACUACCUGAAACAGGUGCUGGAUAUCGACCUUCACGCUCAGAUCCACUUUGGACGAGUUUUUAUGAAGCCAGGGCUUCCCACUACCUUUGCCACAGUCGACAUCGAUGGAACACGGAAACUCAUCUUUGCCCUGCCAGGUAACCCAGUGUCAGCGGUGGUGACGUGUAACCUGUUCGUGAUUCCUGCUCUGAGGAAGAUGCAGGGCAUUCUGGACCCCAGGCCAACAAUUAUUAAAGCUCGACUCUCUUGUGACGUGAAGCUGGAUCCCAGACCGGAGUACCAUCGCUGCAUUCUCACCUGGCAUCAUCAGGAGCCCCUGCCCUGGGCGCAAAGCACAGGAAACCAGGUGUCCAGCCGGCUCAUGUCGAUGCGUAGCGCCAACGGCCUGCUCAUGUUGCCCCCGAAGACGGAGCAGUACGUGGAGCUGCACAAGGGCGAGGUGGUCGACGUCAUGGUCAUCGGACGGCUAUGAUGUCAUCAGAGCGGGACGGCGGGACGGCGUCGUAUAGCGCGGGUUGGAAUGGGUGGUUCACGGUGCAUGUCCACAUAUCAUUGACUAUUCUGUAAUAUGCAACGGCACAGCUAGUUUUUAUUGAUUUGGAUAACGUUGAGGUAUAGUCAACAUCUUGAUCACAAUAGAUACAUUUAAAAAAAUAAUAAUUUAAAAAGAUUCUAGUAUUUCAAACAAAGAAAGUAUAACUUUUAAAGAAAAAAAUAAUUAUAAAAAGAGAUUUAUUCUGUAAUAUUAUUAUCCUUAUAAUAAUUAAUAUGCUUAAUUAAUAUUCUAUUAUUAUUAUCAUGGUUCUGGUUGAAUAUUCCCAUCUUUGUAGAGUUCAUGCCCUUCUUCUCUCCUGUUCAUUUGCUUUGUGAGUUUUUUCCCUGGUAGCUUCUAAAGAAAUAGACUUGCCCCUCCUUACUUCCUCCAGCCCUUUUCUCCCUUUUCUCCUUCCUCCUCCUUCAUUUUAUACUCUUAACCGUCAUUCCUGCUUUGCUUCAGCAUCCUCUAACUGAUAUAUUAACUUAAAAAAACUAACUGUGGUAUCACCAUGUUUCCUUCCAGAGCAGUGCAGUAAACUGUUCGAUUUUUGCCAAGAAAUUAAAAAGAAAAUAAAUACAAAGAUCUUUUUUUUUUUGUAUAUUUAUACGUUAAAAUCCAUCUCCACGUUUACCGCUUUCCAUUCCACACAGAGACACUAAAAACCUUCAGCGAAAGCCAUGAAAUUCUUCCAGGUGGAUCWACGAGAGGAUUUAAGUUUUAUUUAAACUCGACGGAAUGAUAAAAAAAAUAAUAAACUGCAUUCAAGUGGCGUUUUUUUCCCCCGUUUCUUUCAAGUUACCUCUCAAAAGCUGCACUACACAAUUAACUUAUUGUCAUCUGGUGCAAAAGUCACCAUCCUGAGCUCAUUUGUUUUAUCUAUUUUCCAUWCAAACAGCCACUCUUUAAAACUGUUUUACUUUGUGUAACAAAGAAAUGAGAGCUGUAAGGUGGUUGCAGAAGCUUGAGGAUACGAGUUUGUGUUUAGUUUAUAUUUUUCUUAGGGUUCAAAUAAAAUCACAUAAAAAAGAUCAACAUGUUAAAACAUAGGUUCGUCUAAAUAUAUAAACUUAUUUUUUUAGACAAACUGAAAAUCAUCAGACACCAUGAAGCGAUAAAAUAUGUUUUGGUCUUCGUUCCUUUUAAUAAUCUGCAGAUUCUUCCUAAAAUAAAUUUUGCACAUUUAGAUUGCAGCUUUAUUUUCUUAAUUUAACUGUUUAUUAACAGUUAUUAAAUUUUUUUUCUCUAAGUGUUUAUCUACAUUUGAUUUGUUUAUUAAAGCUGCCUUUUCAUGAGAUUUAUAAAUAAAAYUAUUYCUAGUUGUACYUGUAUUGUGCCACAAAUAUAUUAGUAUUUUAAUUUUUUGCACAAAAACUGUAAUAAUUAGUCUUUAUUUUCAUGUCAAUUUUUAAUAUAAUUUAAAUUUAAUUUAUUUUCCUGCUUUUGUUUACAAAUGGCGAUGUCAGUGUCUCAUCUUGAGCCAAAAUCCAAGUAAAAUAAUGCCUAAUGUUGAAUUAAAUAAAAUAAUUCAAUUGAUUAAKUUAAACUAGAAUUUUAUAAAGCAGAUACAGAAUAUACAAAAAUACACAGUUUGAAAAAUAAAUUAGGUUUCUCAUAAUUUUACAGAUUUGUUUAAUUUUUUUGUUUUUGUCAGUCUUGUUUCUCCAUACUCUGAAAGGCUGGUUUCUCUUUGACCAUCUUUCACCCAAACGUUCCAGUUUUCAUCCAUAAACUUCUUGAACAAGUUCCUACAACUCAGAGAAAAACUGACAUCACUUGAAAGCAGCAUGUCAUGUUCAGGUGCUUGUUAAAAAAAACUACACUGUGUUUCCUGCAGUAAGGUGCUCGUUUAAGUCUAAAGUUUAAACUUUCUAAGGCUGUGAAUCAACACGUUGUUUGUCUGCUGUUCUCUCAAAGAAAUCAAUCAAAUAGAAAUUUAUCUUACUUAAAUUACCUUAAAACUUUAAAAUAAUAGAUUCAAGAAUAGGAGUGACACAAAAGUAUAUUUAUUUUUAAAAAAUAGAAUGAAGAAAUGUAGCGAUAAAUAUGGAGAUACAAAUGUGUCAAAAUAAUCAUGUUUAAUUUUGCAUUUAUGAAAUAAACAUUAACUAAUUUGGUUCAUUUAAUUAUAUAAAUAAAUCACAUUUCAGAAUUAAAGUUCAGAAUUAAAGGUACUUUCUUCAAACUAUCCUGAGGAAAAGGUGCCAUUUGAAGGAAAUUACCAGAUUUACUGACUUGUAUGACUUUGCAAUGCGUACCUUUGCAAUGAGUACCUUUAAUAACAAUGUAUUUUAUGUUUAAAAUUCUACAAAAUAAAUAAAUACCAAAAUACUUUCUUUUUUUAAUAAUUUAAUUUAGUUUCUUUGUAUUUCAUCAUUUGAUUUCCUCUAUUUUGUGGCACUUUUGGAACUCUGUAUACAGAUUAUAAUAAAACAAACUAUGUGAAAAAUUGUUUACAAAACAAAAAGUAAACACUGAAGGUACCAUGUGAAAUCUGUGAAUUCCAACUGUCUAUCAUUGCACCGUGACUUCCUCUGCUUCUUCCUGUUGGUGCCAAAGGUCAAAGGUCAGCUGCUGCAUUCAGCUCGAAGCCGACAUUUGUAGAAAGCGUCAAAAGAAAUAAGUUUAUUUGUUAAAUUGUCCUUUGUUUCUAAUGAUUCUCUUUAAGAUCAAAAUUGUGAUCAGUAUUUCCUGAUGAGAUGAUUUGCGAUCUGAACGCAGCACUCUUUUCUGAGCUUUGGACGUUCCUUUUUCUUACCUGCCAAACCAUUCUUUCCCUCACCCCCCUCCCCCCUCCACCCAUCACACCUGCAUGCCCGUAAAGAGGGGCGUGUCUUUCUCAUUGGGCAGGUGUAAUUCCAGGCAAGGUGCAGCACCUGGGGCAGCGCUUCUGAUCCGACCGGAAACGCGUUCUUUUAUAUCCACCUGUACUCAUGCCACUGGCUCUUAUUGAUUCAGAAACUUCCCAGUUACCUCAAAUGCACCACAGAGAGCAGAAAUCAGCCGCUCGCUGCUGCGUUCGUGUUACACCAGGAUUUUAUUUUUAUUUUUUUUGCAACAUUUUAAAAACUCUCAUUAAAUCUGUGAAAAAAAACAUUUAAAUUAAAUGAAAACAUUGACACAUUGUUUGCUUUAGUUUUCCUACUUUGGGCAGCUCAUGUGUAUAAAAAUUCCAUUCUGACGCGAACGCAGCAUCGGAGCAGGUCCUGGCACCUGCCCAAAGAGGACCGAUCAAACCCGGAUAGAUCCAUUCGAGUCAGAAGAAGAAGAAGAAGAAGAAGCAGGUUAAUGUGAAACUGCCUUUGUACUGAGUGAUUCGUAACACUGGACUGAACUCAGUGUCACACUGCACACACUACAAACUAUGACCAGCACUUGUAAUGAAGCAAUGACACAGCAUUCUACUACUACUGUAUAAAUAUAAUGAAGAGGAUGUUUUUUUCUGUAAUAAUAUUGAAACUGAAGAUGAAUUAAAGAUAAUCCUGAAUAUUCUGUAA